CCCAAAAAUGGAAAUUCUGACAUCAUGUCACCCUCAAGUUUCUCUGAAAAUGUUUGAGUUUCUUUCUUCUGUUCAGUACAACAACAGAAUACAUUUUAAAGAACGUUAUUAACCAAACAGUUGCCGGCAGCCAUUGACUUCCACUGUAUCGUUUUCAUACCAUGGAAGUCAGUUGCUACUGUCAACUGUUUAGUUACCAACUUUCUUUAAAAUAUUUUGUGUUUAACAGAAGAAAGAAACUUUGGAACAACUUGAGGAUUUUAGGGUGAGUAAAUUAUGACAGAAUUAAAUUUUUUGGGUGAUUUAUCCUCAAUUUAAGUUUUGUAUUAUAGAAAGCAUAUAGCAAUGAUGAGUAGUCCCUGUAUGUAAGGGAGUUGGUAGACUCCAGUCAGCGGACCUAUUAGAGCACACACACUAUGACGUUUACGCCGCCAUGUUUCCUGUUCUGUUCUGUAAGCGCAGUGGAAACAUGCGAUAAGACUGCAGUGUUGAAGGACAGCUGCUCGGAUGGUGUAUUCUAGCCAUUACAGAUCAUUUUAAUAAGUGCAUAUUACUGCGCUGUGUUUAAGGAAGGGUCUUGCCGUUGACUGUGUUUUGAAAGAUGUUUGGAAAAAGCCAGAACCUAAAAUAUAUAUUAAGUCUUGUACCUGGAAAAAAACGUCUCGGGACGUACAGAUUUUUGCCCUUGUUCUUCUGUAUCGGGGGCGUCAUGGAGUGGAUCAUGAUUAACGUGAGAAUAGGAAAAGAAACGUUUUAUGAUGUCUACAGAAGAAAACAAUCAGAGAGGGAAUACCAGCACAAGACUGAGGAGGGCUUUGUGCUCACAGAGUCUGAAGCCAAAUAAGAUCAUCAGAAAAUACUGGAAAUAAACGAUCACCACCAUAAAGAGACUGAAAACAAAACCACCUUGAGACUUUUGCACAUUAACACACUUUUGAUAUCAUUCAAAAAUGGGAAUUUUAUUACACAUCAGCUGUAGGGCAGCUGUGACAAUGACUGUGUGAUUAUGAGAUGCAGAAGGCUGCUAAUGUUUGUUUCUGUAAGGAAAAUGGCGAUUUUUGUAUUGUCUAAAAGUUUUUUCUGCAAUAAAAAUGUUUUGUGAUUUUAAGUAAUACACCGAAUAUUAUUUUAAUCAAAUGAAUGCAAAACUGAAGUAAUAAACAAUUACCCUUGUAU
This is a messenger RNA of Carassius carassius (crucian carp), 1176 nucleotides long. Its product is annotated as ubiquinol-cytochrome-c reductase complex assembly factor 5-like. The transcript has 2 exons. The record is from RefSeq and is a predicted model, not a curated record. Lineage: Eukaryota; Metazoa; Chordata; Actinopteri; Cypriniformes; Cyprinidae. The coding region runs from base 602 to 844 and encodes 80 amino acids.